AUGGCUGCUGAAAUCGAGGCUUUAGAAGACAAUCACACCAGUACUUUGACUAAAUUGCCUCUUGGAAAAGUUGUCACUAGUAAUAAAUGGGUUUACAAGAUUAAGUUCAAAUCUGAUGGUACUGUUGAAAGGGCUAAAAUACAACUUGUGGCCAAAGGUUUUACACAGCAAGCAGGCUUGGAUUACACAGAGACUUUUAGCCCUAUUGCUAAGUUGGUCAGUGUCAAAUGCAUCUUAUCCAUUGCUGCUAUCAAAGGUUGGCACCUUCAUCAGUUAGAUGUCAAUAAUGCCUUCCUUCAUGAAGACCUUGAUGAGGAAGUUAUACGCGUGGGCCUCCUAGAUUUGCUAGCAAGGGGGAGAACAUUGUAUGCAAGAUCAACAAGUCACUUUAUGGGCUUAAGCAAGCAUCACGACAAUGAUGAUGUGAUUCUAGCAGGGAAUGAUUUACAGGAAUUUAAGAGUCUGACACAUUUCCUACAUGAGAGGUUUAAAAUUAAAGAUCUAGGAGAAUUGAAGUACUUCUUGGGGAUAGAGGUAGCAAGGUCCAAACAAGGCAUUUCCAUCUGUCAACGAAAAUAUGCAUUGGAUAUUCUCAAAGACUCAAGUUAUAUAGGCUCUAAGGCAGUCAAAUUUCCUAUGGAGCAAAACUUGAAAUUGACUACAGAAGAAGGGGAUUUACUUGAAGAUCCCACUGCCUAUAGAAGGUUAAUUGGGAGAAUGUUGUAUCUAACUAUUACAAGGCCUAACAUAUCCUAUGCAGUUCAGGUUCUAACUCAGUUCAUGGAUAAGCCAACGACACCUCACUUGAUUGCAGCAUAUCGGGUGCUAAAGUACAUCAAAGCAAUUCCUGGUCAAGGAUUGUUCUUUUCAGCUUCAUCAGACAUACAUUUGAAGGCCUUUUGUGAUUCAGAUCGGGCAGAAUGCGUAGAGACUAGGAGAUCAGUCACAAACUACUGUGUUUUCCUAGAAAACUCUUUAAUCUCAUGGAAAUCCAAGAAACAGAAGACAGUCUCUCGACCAUCUACAGAAUCAGAAUAUAGAUCUAUGGCUGCUACUGUCUGUGAAGUAACUUGGCUGAUUUUACUACUUAAGGAUUUAAAGAUUGAGCAUACAAGGCUAGUUUUGAUUUUUUGUGACAUUCAAGCAGCACUACAUAUAGUUGCUAAUCUGAUAUUCCAUGAGAGAAGAAAACAUAUAGAGAUAGAUUGCCAUAUAGUUUGA
This is a messenger RNA of Malania oleifera, 1221 nucleotides long. RefSeq lists its product as uncharacterized. The record is from RefSeq and is a predicted model, not a curated record. The coding region runs from base 1 to 1221 and encodes 406 amino acids. Lineage: Eukaryota; Viridiplantae; Streptophyta; Magnoliopsida; Santalales; Ximeniaceae. The transcript is spliced from 2 exons.